AUGGCUUUCCAGGUCGCCGGCGUAACUCUCACAACAGGCACACUGGCCUGGCUCCUCCCUCUCACCGUGCUCCUCCCCAGCAUCAUCUACAUCAUCUACCUCCGCACUCAACAUCCCCUCGCCAACAUCCCCGGCCCCUUCUGGGCCAGCUUGACCCGACUAUGGAUGACCAAACACGCCUGGGACGGCGACAUGAACACCGUCAUGAUCGCGCAGCACGCCCAACAUGGCCAAUUGGUACGCACGGGGCCGAACGAAGUCAGCGUAUCAGAUCCCACCGCCAUCAAGAAAAUCUACGGGCCCGGCACCAAGUUCCGCAAAUCCAAUUUUUAUUCCAUCUGGCAGGGACAUCGGAAAUUUGAUCUGUUCGCGGAGCGAAACGAGAGAAUCCACGGCGAGCAGCGCCGGCUGGUCAGCCGCGCGUACUCGAUGGAGGCGCUCAAGGAUCUGGAGCCGUAUGUGGACAACGCAGUGAAUCUAUUUCUGGAGCAGAUGCGCGAGAGGGAGGGCACGGUGAUUGAUAUGGGCAAUUGGGUGCAGCUGUUUGCCUUCGAUGUCAUCGGCGAAGUCUCCUUUAGCAAAUCCUUCGGUUUCAUGGACGUGGGCCAGGAUGACGGUGCUUUCAAGCAGAUCGAAACCGCCUUGCGCUCCGCGUCAUGGCUCGGGCAGAUCCCAGCAGUGUACUGGGUGCACGAUCGUCUCAUGCCGUACAUUGGCAACUAUUUAGGAAUCAACGCCCGACAUGGCUCGCUGCGACAAAUCGCUUUGCGUGAAGUGGCGGCACGGAAAGACCGUGGGAGCGAAAGGCAAGAUAUCCUGUCGAAGCUGUUCGCAACGCAGAAGGAGAAGCCGGUGGAGAUGAACGAGAACGCGGUCACCAGCAUGGCGACGUCCAACAUCUUCGCGGGAAGUGACACAACCGCCAUCUCCACGCGAGCCAUCAUCUACUACCUGCUAAAGAACCCCAAUGCGAAGAGAAAGCUGGUCGACGAGAUCGACUCGCGCCGCAAGGCUGGGAAGCUGAGCGAUCCCGUGACGCUGUUGGAAGCGGACAGCAUGCCGUACUUGCAAGCCGUGAUGUACGAGGCGCUUCGCCUGCAUCCGGCGGUCGGGAUGAGUCUGCCACGCGUCGUUCCCGAUGGCGGCGUCCAAAUCUGCGGCCAGUAUCUCCCCGCCGGCUGCGUGGUUGGGGCCAAUCCGUGGGUAAUUCACCGGAGCAAGGAGGUGUACGGCGAGGAUGUCGACGCUUUUCGCCCCGAGAGAUGGAUGCAAGAGGAUGUCGGGGAUUUGCAUCGCUUCUUCUUCACUUUCGGUUCUGGGGCGAGAAUGUGUCUAGGGCGGAACAUCAGCUGGAUGGAGAUGUAUGGCCGUCAACUGUCGAAAUUGAUCCCGACGCUCUUUAUGCGUUACAACCUGGAGCUCGGCGAUCCAGAUGCCGAAUGGACGACGAAAUGCUGGUUCUUCGUCAUGCAACGAGGCCUCGGAGUGAGGCUGAGCAAGCGACACUCUGCAUGA
Molecule: messenger RNA, 1515 nt
Organism: Neohortaea acidophila
Lineage: Eukaryota; Fungi; Ascomycota; Dothideomycetes; Mycosphaerellales; Teratosphaeriaceae
Product: cytochrome P450
Exons: 3
Coding region: 1-1515 (504 amino acids)
Molecular function (GO): iron ion binding; oxidoreductase activity, acting on paired donors, with incorporation or reduction of molecular oxygen; monooxygenase activity
Source: RefSeq, a predicted model, not a curated record